CAUUUUCAUAUAUUGCUUAAUUUAUUUUUGCUUCUUUCUCUCAACCUUUUUUUUUUUUUUCUCUCUAGGUGUUUGCAAAUACUUCGUACACAAACCCCUCUCUCCACUGUCUUCAAUACCCGCCCAAGGAAUCCCACGGCUGGUGACGAACAUAAGUACCCUGUCACCCUUUCGUGGGGUUAGCUAUUGGAGACAAAAUGGAAACGCCUCUCACGCCACCACCACAACCAUCCAGGAGCAGCUGUUCGUCUCCUGCCCUAGUCCCCCCGCCCUCGCCUGGCAUUCAGAUCGAUUUGGCUACUGGCGAGGUAACGCGCAAAGUACCGUGCGACCCCCGUCCAGCAUUUCCUGCCAAUUUGUCAGCUCCUGCGGUACCAACCACGUACCAGAGUCCAAUUCGACAGCACAGGAGAACGCCGUCGCAGCAUCGCGAGGUCAAGGAAACUCUCAAUGCGCGAUCCGAAUAUACCAACGACGACGAAGAUGGCCGGUCACACCAAACAGUCAACCAGUACACGAUUAAGGAGGAGAUCGGCAGGGGCUCCUACGGCGCCGUCCACCUGGCCACCGACCAGUAUGGCAACGAAUAUGCCGUCAAGGAGUUCUCUAAAGCUCGGUUGCGGAAACGCGCGCAGUCAAACAUACUCAAAGGCCCGAGAGAGCCAGGGCAAUUUCCUCGAAUGUUCCAAUCCGCGAUUGGGUCGCGGUUGAAUGAGUACCGAACUGCUGAAGCCAAGGAUGCCCUAUACUUGAUUCGGGAAGAAAUCGCCAUCAUGAAGAAGCUCAACCAUCCAAACUUGGUUCAGUUGAUCGAGGUACUCGACGAUCCAGAGGAAGACUCACUCUGGAUGGUGCUUGAGAUGUGCAAAAAGGGCGUUAUCAUGAAAGUGGGACUCGACCAGGCUGCAGAGCCGUAUGGUGAGGAACAAUGCAGACACUGGUUUCGUGACCUGAUAUUGGGAAUUGAGUACUUGCAUGCGCAAGGUAUUGUUCAUCGAGACAUCAAGCCAGAUAAUUUGCUUCUCACGGAGGAUGACAUACUCAAGGUCGUCGACUUUGGCGUGUCCGAGAUGUUCGAGAAGCCCAACGAGAUGCAAACGGCCAAAUCAGCUGGCUCACCGGCUUUUCUCCCGCCAGAACUCUGUGUUGCCAGACAUGGGAACGUGUCUGGUGCGGCUGCCGAUAUAUGGUCGAUGGGUGCCUCCUUGUACUGUAUGCGGUACGGCAGGAUACCGUUCGACCGUUCGACCCCGCUCGAAAUCUACGAAGCGAUCACGACGGAACCACUGAAACUUCCAGCUGACGAGAAUCCGGACUUUGUUGAUCUUUUGAGCAGGAUCAUGCAAAAAGACCCUGGCCAGCGUAUCAGGAUGGAGGAGUUGAGGGAGCAUCCCUGGGUUACCAGGAAGGGAACAGAUUUUCUCUUGAGCAAAGAGGACAACUGCUCCGUGAUUUUGGAGCCGCCAAAUGGUCUUGAGGUCAACCACGCAUUUACGAGAAGAAUGAGCCAUUUGCUCUGCGUAAUGAAAGCAAUUUCGAGGUUCAAGAGUCUACUGUACUCCAGGAGUAUGCCGGGAACUCCUCGGAGAGCGCUGGAGACUCGGAACAGAGAUGCUGAAAGUCACGCAGCUGAGGGGAAGCCGAAACUGUCGCUGUCACCUAGCGCCAACGAUUUGGCUAGCACAACGGAAGCCUCGCCUAACCUAGAGCAGGCUGCUGCUCUUGUGGCGGAACGCCACAAAUUCUUUCAUGCUGGCCGAGCGCUGGCCGGUACGGCCAAGGGACAGGCUCAUGAUCCUACUGACGUGGAACCUCUAUUCCUUGGCAUCGGCACCGGCGGCCGCGACGACUUUGCCGGGAAUGAUCCGCCCGCCGAAGAAGUAUCGGAAUCGCCUGUCGCAGUCGACUUCAACGUUUACGACAGUGCAUACAAGAGUGAAGUUGAUCGCAUCAAGGAGGAGACCAGUGAGCGUCCACCCACGAUGUUUCUGACCCAACUCGUUGACAAAAGGGAGUUGUUUCGCAGCGACAGCGACAUUGUCUCCACAGCUGAGAGUAGCUUGGACAGCAACGUUCAAGGUCAGGGUUCCGGUAAUCUUGGCAGUUCUAGUGAGGAAAAGUUUUCAGACCUGACGAUAGAGGACGCUAAGUAGGUUCCAAGGUCACCGGACAGAGAGGAGUAGCACAAACACGGCUCGUAGUUUUAAGGCGCCCAGACAGGCACCGAGGUAAAUAGCUUACGUCUACCUCACGCCUCAUGGUACUUCCCUCUCCCGUUGCAACGACAGUAACGUACAUUUCAAUCCCCGCCAAGAUUGGCAACAGAAAACAGCCACCGCAUCAAUCGUAUCCGUUUGAAGGUUCGGCUCGGCCAAACUCGGCAUUGCCCUUCAUAUAGUUGGUGCAGCGUUCCCAGUGGGAUUGCAUGAUCAAUAAUCUUUCCGAUCCAAUUGCAGGCUUGGGAAACGUGCAUGGGCAAAAAAGGAAGAUCAGAGACAUUUUCCGAUCAAACUAAGAAAUAUAGCCAUCUCAAACAACCAAACAAAAAAAAAACAAAAAAAAAAAGGGGGGG
This is a messenger RNA of Pyricularia oryzae 70-15, 2572 nucleotides long. RefSeq names its product CAMKK/META protein kinase. The transcript has 7 exons. Gene Ontology annotation, biological process: intracellular signal transduction; protein phosphorylation. The record is from RefSeq and is a predicted model, not a curated record. NCBI's taxonomy places the organism in Eukaryota, Fungi, Ascomycota, Sordariomycetes, Magnaporthales, Pyriculariaceae. Gene Ontology annotation, cellular component: cytoplasm. The coding region runs from base 198 to 2153 and encodes 651 amino acids. Gene Ontology annotation, molecular function: protein serine/threonine kinase activity; ATP binding.